Zootoca vivipara (common lizard) is the source of this 533-nucleotide messenger RNA. Lineage: Eukaryota; Metazoa; Chordata; Lepidosauria; Squamata; Lacertidae. The record is from RefSeq and is a predicted model, not a curated record.
AUGGCGAUGAGUCCGUUCCCUUGUCCAAUUUCAAAUUUUAAUUCUGAAGAAGUUGUAGAGAUUCGUCGUCAAUGUAAAGAGGAAAGCUUCUGGUACAGAGCUCUUCCUCUGUCACUGGGAGGUAUGCUGAUCACUCAAGGAUUACUUGCCAAUGGUGUUCUCAAACCAAGCCCUAAAUUCGGAUCACUCCCUAAAAUAGCAAUUGCUGCUGCCCUGGGCUAUGGUAUUGGGACAAUGUCAUACAUAAGAACAUGUCAGAAGAAGUUUGAAAGCGCUGGUCUUAAACCAUUUGGUCCUGGAUGGAAAAGGCACUGUCCUCAUGUCUGCAAGGAAUGCAAAGCUAAGUUUGAAUCAAGUGCAUCAGAAAAACCAGAGGUUUCUGCUUCUUAAAACAGAUAAUGUGGAAGAAAGCAUUUUGUAACGGUACCUGUUCAAACACAACGACUGCAAUUCUGAAAAACCUGCUUUCAUUCAAAACCCUUUGUAUGUUUAACACGAUUUUUUUUAAAAAAAUAAAAGUUACUUUGAUGUUU